GAGAGAGAUCCGAUCCCACACAAGGCUUGAGCGCAGAAGGAAAAAACAAGAGUAUUUGCAGGAUAUUGUCAGGAUGUGUAGCGGAGCGCACCAGAGACGGAGGAGAGCAGCAUGAGUGUGAACAGCAGCGGAGGAACACACUACUGAGCAUCAUGGGGACGCGUCUCUGGAUCCUGAUGCUCGUGGUCCACCAGGUCUCUCCGUACAGACGUCCAGCACAGCCUUUAACCUGUCACGUGGUCCAGGAGGAUGUCGACUGCAGCGGUCUGAACCUCAGACGGAUCCCGGUGCGACUGCCGUCCUCUAUCCACCUCCUCGAUCUGUCUCGAAACCUCCUGCAGAACCUCACGGACCGGGAUCUUCCCGAUCUCUCCACCGUCCAGCAUCUGAACCUCCACGCCAACAAGAUCCAGUUCAUCCAGCCGGGGCUGUUCCAAGACACCAGUCGUCUGGAGGUGCUGGAUCUAUCGGGAAACUCCCUGGACCUGUACGCGGCUCUGAAAACACACGUCGGGCCGCUCAGAUCAGUCCGGCAUCUGGAUCUGUCCGGAAACGGUCUGUUCACGGAUAUGAGCGACUACUUCCUGAGCGACGCCCCGGUCCUCACCAACCUCUCUUUAGACGGGAACAGCAUUACUAAAAUCAGCAGGCACACAUUCAACGGAUCUCAGGCUUUAAGAAACAUCGACCUGCACAAUAACGUCAUCAUAGAAAUCGAGGAAGGUGCUUUCGAGUCGCUGACGGGGCUCUCAGAGCUCGAUCUGUCGGUGAACUCCAUCUCGUGCAUCACAGACUUCAACCUCGUUCAGCUCAAAACUCUCAACUUGAGCAAAAACAGCCUGAACAGCUUUCAGACCGUUGAUUCGGAUCUAGAGUUCGAGCUUCAGUAUCUGGACCUGAGGGAAAAUAAAAUCCUGUAUUUCCCCGUGCUUCCCGAGAGGAACAAACUCGUGUACCUGGACCUGUCCAGAAACCUCUUGAGAAGCGUGAACUGCUCCGGUCCGCUAGAAGAGCUGGAGAACCUGAAGGCCAGCGGGUAUCUGUCCACCGAUCACGAUAAACCCCUUUGCCUUUGUGUUAAUCAGAGGCACCAGGCUUUCCCCAAGUUGCUUUACUUGGACUUGAGCUACAACCAGUUCAAAUCGAUUCCGUCCUCGUUCUUCAGCAGCGUGGCUUCUCUAGAGAGCCUGAACAUCAGCAAUAACUGUUUGGAGAGCUUCAGUGUGGAUUUAGAAGGUCAUCUGAACUCGCUGAAAACCUUGGACAUCAGCUACAACAACCUGCAGAACUUGUCCUUCGGGGAAAACACUCUGGCUGCGUUGGAAGUCUUGCACCUUCAGGGAAACGCUCUGAGCACACUAGACCCCGGGAUCUUCUCAAGGCUUCCCAACAUACAGAGUCUUCACCUUCAGCAAAACCUGUUCAGCAUCUGUCCUUCUCUCAAGGGUCCCAUGCACGACUGCAUCCGACUGUCCUCUAUCCCGACCCUGAGCUACCUGUACCUCUCGGAGAACAGUCUCGAAUCGGUUCCACCAGGAGCGUUUCACGGAAGCCCGCUGCUUAUUCUGGAUCUGUCCCUGAAUCCCGGUGUGGAUGUCGGCACGUCGUCUCUCUCAGGUUUGGAGACGACCCUCACCCAUCUUUCUCUGAGAGGAAACCAGCUCCGAAACCUCGCCGUCGACUUCACCUUCUUUCAGAAACUCAAGUGUUUGGAUCUGUCGGUGAACCGGCUCACGGGGGUCUCUCUGUGGAGCGGAGACUCUUCGGUGGAGUCCUUGAACCUGCAGAAUAACAGUUUGGUAACACUCACAUCCGACACGGUCUUCGCUCUGCAGGAAUCGCUCAGAACGUUAUACGUAGGCUCGAACCCGUUGAGCUGCUGUGGAAACCCGUAUCUCCUCACGAUGCUCCAGCAGGACAGACUGAACGUGCCGGACAUCGCCGUCGUGACCUGCUGGUACACCAGAGACUCGGAGAGCGUGGAGAUCAGCGUGAGCGCCGUGGAGCCGGAGCACUGCGAGUCUGUGGACAGGAAGGUGUUGUGGAUCAGCGUGAUCGUGGUGCUCGCGCUCGGACUGAUGCUGGUGUCGGUGGUCGCCUUGAAACUCUGUCGCUUGAAAAAACACAGGUUCAAAAGAGGCAUCAGGUUCAAAAGAGGCAUCAAUGCUUGAAUCAAAAGAAGGAAA
Messenger RNA from Carassius auratus (goldfish), 2186 nucleotides. RefSeq names its product leucine-rich repeat-containing protein 32-like. The transcript has 3 exons. NCBI's taxonomy places the organism in Eukaryota, Metazoa, Chordata, Actinopteri, Cypriniformes, Cyprinidae. The coding region runs from base 153 to 2171 and encodes 672 amino acids. The record is from RefSeq and is a predicted model, not a curated record. Gene Ontology annotation, molecular function: transforming growth factor beta binding. Gene Ontology annotation, cellular component: extracellular matrix.